AUGACCACCUCUGUAUUCUUUCUUGAAUCAUUCUUCGCAAUGAAUAUUCAUCAUGAUAAACCCAGGUCUCGUUUGAGUUUGACAUACGUGCGACCUCCUUCCCCACUUGUAGAGAUGCAGCCGGAUGAGAUUAGCGGUCCUUUGGUAAGGUCCUGCCUGAUUACAUAUCUAAUCGGAUUUUAAAAGAUUACCACCAGCUAAUCGCUAGCAGGAGUUCUUCAUUGGCCACCGGCGCAUUACUUUAACACGAGCCGACCGGCUUGACCCGUGCCGAUUUGUCUACCGUGUCCAAGUCGUAGCUCCGUUGUUUCUCGAUCAAAUCCCGAUCCCGACUUUACGUCUAGCUAUUCGACACCUCCUCAAUUUCUGCCCAUGGUUGAGAACUCUUCGGCUAGAGUGGUUUCUACCGCUCACGUGUAUCUUGAAGAGACAAAAACAGGAUUGGGAGGAGGAGUUCGACAACGAGAAGCGUGCUUAUCAUCUUCUUAAACCGCUCUAAGGCAUUGUCGUUCCCUAUUUUUACGGCGAGGUCACCUACGACAACCACCCAGCUAUACUUUUGUCUGAAAUUCAUGGUACACGGUUAGACUGUCUUUGUAUGUCACCUAACAACGACGAAAAUUUCGAAGGAAAACUGGAGGUGGCACUCAGAGAAUUGACUAAAUACGGAGUCGAGCACGCUGAUCCAGUGUUACAUAAUUUUUUGGCGGUAGAAGAGCGUGUUAUGAUUAUCGACUUUGAGCAAGUCAGAUUUGAGAAGACAACAGUCUGGGAGGAAAGUAUGAAUAAGGCUAAUCUGGGAAGUAUGAUGUGGGAUGCUGAAUUCUUUCGACGUGGAAAUGCGUUUAUUCACGAGGAAAGCGCACGUUUUGUAAGGGAGCAGGUACAAAGGCGAACAUUUGGGAC
This is a messenger RNA of Hymenoscyphus albidus, 906 nucleotides long. The record is from the annotation of a GenBank genome assembly. NCBI's taxonomy places the organism in Eukaryota, Fungi, Ascomycota, Leotiomycetes, Helotiales, Helotiaceae.